Messenger RNA from Closterium sp. NIES-65, 438 nucleotides. NCBI's taxonomy places the organism in Eukaryota, Viridiplantae, Streptophyta, Zygnematophyceae, Desmidiales, Closteriaceae. The record is from the annotation of a GenBank genome assembly.
AUGGCGAUACCCAUGUGGACGAUCUUGCGCUGUGGGCGGUGUGUGGAGUGGACGGUGUGUGGAGUGGGCGGUGUGUGGAGUGGACGGUGUGUGGAGUGGGCGGUGUGUGGAGUGGACGGUGUGUGGAGUGGGCGGUGUGUGGAGUGGGCGGUGUGUGGAGUGGGCGGUGUGUGGAGUGGGCGGUGUAUGGAGUGGGCGGUGUGUGGAGUGGGCGGUGUGUGGAGUGUACGGUGUGUGGAGUGGGCGGUGUGUGGAGUGGGCGGUGUGUGGAGUGGGCGGUGUGUGGAGUGGGCGGUGUGUGGAGUGGGCGGUGUGUGGAGUGGGCGGUGUGUGGAGUGGGCGGUGUGUGGAGUGGGCGGUGUGUGGAGUGGGCGGUGUGUGGAGUGGGCGGUGUGUGGAGUGGACAAUGUGUGGUGUGGAGCACCCAUUGGUGCGUGA